This is a messenger RNA of Homalodisca vitripennis (glassy-winged sharpshooter), 1301 nucleotides long. RefSeq names its product lysosomal aspartic protease-like. Gene Ontology annotation, biological process: proteolysis. Gene Ontology annotation, molecular function: aspartic-type endopeptidase activity. NCBI's taxonomy places the organism in Eukaryota, Metazoa, Arthropoda, Insecta, Hemiptera, Cicadellidae. The record is from RefSeq and is a predicted model, not a curated record. The transcript has 9 exons. Bases 76 to 1233 code for a protein of 385 amino acids.
UCCACACUCGAGGUGAUGUGACAGCUGCUGUAUAUAUAACCGCAGUAAGAUAGAUGAUCCAUCACAGUCUACAGCAUGUACCGGACAGCGACCAUUGUAGCAGUCCAGCUGGUCGGCCUCCUCUAUGCUGCGAGUAUUAGUGACUCGAGUAAUGAUGAUGUUCUAACAAUAGGACUACAGAAAAAUGCGUUAAAUUUGGCACACCUAACAGGCCAUUUAAAGGCCCUUAGCAAGAAAAGUGGAGAAAUCAGUCUAAAGGAUGUUCAAGAUAUGUACUACUACGGACCCAUAACUGUUGGAACACCUCCCCAGAAAGAGCUGGUGGACUUUGACACCGGGUCUGCUGACUUGUGGGUGCCAUCUAAACAAAUAUGCAAAAGUCAACCAAGUUAUUGCAAGGUGCAUAGAACGUAUAACGACAAGAAAAGUAAAACAUAUAAGAAAAAUGGGAAACCAUUCAGUAUCACUUAUGGCAGUGGAGAAGUCUCGGGCUUCGUAUCGCAGGAUAAUAUUAAGGUAGGAGGUCUGCCAGUGAAAGGUCAACUGUUUGGCGAGGCCACAGAAAUAGACUCCAAUACAGCCUCUGCCAAGUUUGACGGCUUGCUGGGGAUGUCAUUUACCUCACUCUCUAGCAUUGGCACCGACCCUCCCUUCGUCAACAUGGUCAAACAGAAGGUGGUAAAAAAACCAGUGUUUGCAUUUUAUCUCAACAAGGAUGAGCCAUCGUCAGACGCUAGCAAGAAGCAAAGUGCAGAGUUGGUUCUUGGAGGCGUGGACCCUAAACAUUACACUGGGGAUUUCGUCUUCGCUCCUGUCAAGGUACCGCUGUAUUGGAACAUCACCGUUGAUGGCAUGUAUUUGAAAAAGAAGAAAUUAUUCGGAAGCUACCCCGCCAUACCUGACACUGGCACCACCCUUAUCUACGGGCCUCCCGACGCCAUAAACCCCAUCAACAAGGCAAUUGGAGGCCAACCGGAACAAGGCAUUUACGUGGUCGACUGUUCUAAAAUAGACUCCUUCCCUGAUGUCUACGUGUCUAUAAGCGGCCAGAAACUUGUUAUGCAUGGGCCCGACUACGUUAUAAAGUUAAAGGACAGUUCAGGAUUGACAUGCAUCAGCAGUUUUGUACCUGCAAAUUUGCCAUUCUACAUCCUGGGAGAUCCAUUCCUGCGCAAAUACUACACUCAGUUUGACAUGGGCAACAAACAGGUUGGCUUCGCUCUUGCCAAGUGAUAAGUUAUCAACUUGUCUUGUAUAUCUAUUGUGUUUCACAAUUAAACUAAAUACAUAAUUAAUAAUUA